Zeugodacus cucurbitae (melon fly) is the source of this 1725-nucleotide messenger RNA. It is a transcript of the gene fy, whose product is annotated as protein fuzzy homolog. The record is from RefSeq and is a predicted model, not a curated record. The coding region runs from base 64 to 1272 and encodes 402 amino acids. The transcript has 4 exons. Gene Ontology annotation, biological process: non-motile cilium assembly; vesicle-mediated transport. Lineage: Eukaryota; Metazoa; Arthropoda; Insecta; Diptera; Tephritidae.
GCAACCUUCAACAUAUUUUUGUUUUGUUAUUUUUGAGUUCUACUUUUCUCUGAUUUAAAAAAUAUGUCGAUUUAUAUACUUUGUUUAACAACAAAUGGAGGCCUACCCGUAUUUACCCGUAAAAAAGGAGAUUGCGAUAAUCUCCCUUUUUCGACAGUGGCUUCAUUAAAUGGUUUUCAUAUGUUUUUUAAAUCUUUAGGCAUAACAUUACAAGUAACAUAUUCCGAAGAUUGGACAUAUGUUUGGAGAGAUUUUCACAAUGCUGUAACGUUGAUCGCUUGUGCACGGUCCAUGACCGAGGGAGUCUUGCAGACACUAGCCGAAAUCGUUUUUGGUGCAAUAUCACUUUUUGUAAAUAUUAAUGAGCUCAUUGACCUGACUUUGCUAGACCGCAUGAAAAAAGAAGCUAGGAAUUAUAUGCCUGUAGUGGAUGCCGCACUCGAGGCUUGCACAACACGUAUACUGGGUUUUACAAACUGCAUUUUAUCAACUGAAAAUCAGCAAUUGGGUCAACGUUUAAACGAUUUUAGUGGCCUGUGUGGUUCACUUUUUUGUUGCCUUGUAGUCGGUAAUAGUGUUACGGUGGGUACAGAAGGUUGGUGGGAUUUGGAUCCAAUAGAUCGUGAAUUACUGCUGCUUUUACUGAAUUCGUCAAGUUCUUUACAAAAUGACAUUCCUGUGUAUUUGCCGAAAAAGGAUGCCACAUUAGCGUAUAGAUUUGUAACAAUUCCAUUAGCUCCAAGUAGUGUCAUUUGUGUUAUAUGCGGAGCUGCGCCUAGUUUUCGUGAAUUGCGUGCUAUGGCUCAAGACAUAUUUUGUUCAGAAAGUUUAUUACAGAACGUCGAAAGAUGUAUAACACGCAGUCUACCGGAACAAUUGGAGAUCGAUCAAUGUGUUCUAGCAAUAAUUGUAGCUAAUUUGAACGUUAAAAAAUGCAUACUUGCAGCCAAUGCCAAUCAAGCUACAGGUGGAAAAAGAACAAUAGGCGGAGGCAUUUUGCGAUUAGAUAUAUUGAAAAAAAUUUUUGAUCAAACCGUGCAAAAUAAUAAAAGUAUUAAUGGUAUAUACAAAGAAGAUCAAAUACGUACACGUUGUAUAGAACCACUCGACCAAUAUUGGUGCUUGGAUUACCAUAAGUGCUAUGCGCAUUAUGAUAAUGCUGGAAAUACCAUAUUCAUACUAUUUAUGUCUUCAAUACCAACGCCGGCAAUGAGAUUCAUAGCCCAGAAACUACUCUACUCAAUUCUUCAAGACAAGUCAAUCAGCUGGUAAAUUAUUAUUUGAAAUAAUAUAUUUUAUGGAACAUAUAACAUUGGUUUUCGUAUAACGUAUAUCAAUUUAUACAUUUAAUAUUUAAGUAUAAUUUAUUGUCUGAGAAUAUAUUAGCUAUAAAAUUACCGUUUUCUUUAUUUGUUUUCACAGUUUGUAUAAUAUUUUGGAAAUUGUUAUUGUCGAUAUUCUAUAUGUGUAUAAUCAUGUUUACACAUACCAUUUUAAAGUGUUAAUAAAUACACAAUCAUUUUGAAAUAAUUUUUUUUUAGUGCAUAAUGAGCAAAAGUAAUACAAAUAUAUUAUAAACACGGCUAGUUUAUACAUAUACCGUACAAUUUUUAGUAAUUUACCAAUAUUUAUAAUUCCAUUAAGUUGAAAAUUUGAGUAAACUUUAGGAUUUUCCUAAUUGAUUUAAAAAAUAAAAAGAAGCAUUUAUUUUCUAUUGUUUAACAA